Messenger RNA from Eimeria acervulina, 2319 nucleotides. RefSeq names its product RNA helicase, putative. The record is from RefSeq and is a predicted model, not a curated record. NCBI's taxonomy places the organism in Eukaryota, Apicomplexa, Conoidasida, Eucoccidiorida, Eimeriidae. Bases 1 to 2319 code for a protein of 772 amino acids. The transcript has a single exon. Gene Ontology annotation, molecular function: ATP binding; nucleic acid binding. Gene Ontology annotation, biological process: mitochondrial large ribosomal subunit assembly. Gene Ontology annotation, cellular component: mitochondrion.
AUGGACAAGGCCUCAGUUAAAGUGUCUCCUUCUUUUUAUAGGGCCCCCUCCUUCCUUGUACCCCAGAGGGGGGCCCCCUACAGGGAGGGGCCCCUUGCUGCUACGCCCAGCAGCAGCUGCUGCCGCAGCCUACACACAGUCUCCUCAACGGCAGCUGCAGCGCAGCAGCAACAAAAGCAGCAGCAACAAAGCUACAAUGAACAGCAACAGCUAAACCAGCAGCACGAAGAAGAGAAUAGUCAGCACCAGCUGCACCUGCAACAGCAGCAGCAGCAGCUGCUGCUGCCUCAGUACCAGCACUCGCAGCAGCCGCAGCAGCCGCAGCAGCAACAGCCUCAGCAGCAGCAGCAGCAGCAGCAGCAGGGGUUUGGCAGCGUUGAUUUUGUGCGUCUGGGUAUGCUUCCGUCUGUAAGUGAAAGUUUGCGGUGUUGGGGUGUACGUGCAGCUGGUCCCCUUCAAGCUGCUGCUCUUCCUUUGCUGCUGCGGGGCUGCAGCACAUUUCUGGCUGGGGAGACAGGCAGCGGCAAGACCCUCAGCUACAUUAUUGCUUUGGUGCAGCGCCUCGUUGUGCUGCAGCGCCAGCAGCAGCAGCAGCAGCAGCAGCUGCAGCAGCAGGGGGGAGGAGGCCGGGGAAGAAAAAGUUACCUCCUUUCGCCGCAGCAGCAGCAGCAACCAGCAACAGCAGCAGCAGCAGCAGCAAAGUACCCUGUUGCUGUUGUUCUUACCCCAACUCGAGAACUCGCGCUGCAGGUCUUAGGGUGGAGCAAGCGUCUCCUUGAACUGUCUCCUUUUGUCUCUCCUGCUGCAGCAGGUUUGCUGCUGGGCUCUUAUACUUCUUGGCCGUACCCUGGGGGGGCCCCCUCCUCUGGGGGCCCCUCUGGGGGCCCCUCUCGCGGCGGGUGCCCUCCGCUGCUGAUCUCCACGCCGCAUGCAUUUGCUGCAGCAGCAAAGCGAGAGAAGUGUCUCUUUACAGCAGCAGAGACUAUCGUUGUUGAUGAAGCAGAUAUGCUGCUAGAUGGGGGCUUCAGAAAGUAUACUGUCUCCUUGCUGCAGCGCUUCUUAGCAGCAGAUAAACAGAGAGCAAACGAAGGAAAGCCGCAUAUACAAUAUAUCUUUGCUGCAGCAACCGUACCCCCGGGGGGCCCCUCCAGGGGCCCCUUCAGCGCCACCUCUAGGGGCCCCUCCAGAGGCUUUCCUGCAGGGGGCCCCCAGAAGGGGGGCCCCCUAGAGGGGCCCCCACAGCAAACCCUACCCCAACUACAAGGCCAGGGGGGGCCCCCAAACAGCUCUGUUGCUACCCUUGGGGGGGCCCCUGGGGGGCCCCCUGCUGCUGACCAUCCGGGGGCCCCUGGGGGGGCCUCUGUUGCUGCCCCUAGGGGGGCCCCUGGGGGGGCCCCUGGGGGGGCCCCUCUGGAGGGGCCCCCAAGGGGUUUGAAGGCGAUACUGCAGCGUGAGUUUCCGCAGAUGUAUUUUGUACAGUCAGAUCUGCUGCACUGCCACAACAAGGGGCUGCAGCAAGAGUUUGUUGCUGUUGCUGCUGAGGAGACAGAAGGAGACAGAAUAGAGAGACUGGUGAGGGUACUGGAGGGGCCCCUUAAGGGCCUCAAAACGCUUGUCUUCUGCAACACUGCAGCAACAGCCAAAAGGGUUGCCCAGGGACUGCAGCAGAGACUGCAGCAGCAGCAACAGCAGCAGCAGCAACAGCAGCAACAGCAACAGCAGCAACAGCAGCAGCGGCAGGUGUCUCUGUUCACAGCACAACUCCCCCCUCUAACCCGGGCGAAGGUUCUUAAAGACUUCUCUAAUGCUGCAGCUCCGCUGCAGCAGCCUGCAGCAGCAGCGGCAGGAGCAGCAGGAAAUGAAGCAACAACAGCAGCAGCAGCAUCAGCAGCAGCAGCAGAAGCAGGUGCUGCUGUGUUGGUGUGCACAGAUGCUGCAGCAAGGGGACUGCAUAUUCAAGAUGUUGCUGCUGUUGUCCAGUUUGACUUAGCACUCAAUGCUGCUAGCCACCUCCACCGCGUAGGAAGAGUUGCUGCAGCAGGGAGACAGGGGACAGCUGUCUCCUUCUUCCUCCCGCAGCAGCAGCACCUAGUAGACGCCCUACGAGGACAACAGCAGCAGCAGGAACAGCAGCAGCAGCAGCAGCAGCAGCACUCUGUGGCAGCUGCUUUCAGCCGCAAAAGAUCCUUCAGCAAAAAAAUAAAGAAAAAGGCUGCUGCUGCGGCAGCAGCAGCAGCAGCAAAAGAUGCAGCAGCAGCAAAAGAUGCAGCAGCAGCAAAAGAUACUUCUGCUGCUGUCUCAUCUGGUGCUGCUGCUUGA